Messenger RNA from Xyrauchen texanus (razorback sucker), 2124 nucleotides. Its product is annotated as macrosialin-like. The record is from RefSeq and is a predicted model, not a curated record. NCBI's taxonomy places the organism in Eukaryota, Metazoa, Chordata, Actinopteri, Cypriniformes, Catostomidae. The coding region runs from base 182 to 1345 and encodes 387 amino acids. Gene Ontology annotation, cellular component: membrane. The transcript is spliced from 6 exons.
AGUCUCUCAAGGCUAGUGUGGAAACUUCCUUUAUCAGUGCAGCGCUUUCGUUUCUGAAGAAUAAACGAGCGAGAGAGCGCCACACUUUCACCAGCAGACAUUUGCGUUGUUUUACAGUUGACAAUUUUGAAUACAGUUGAGUUUUUGAAGGCAGUGCCAGCUCAUCGGAAUAAAUGCGAAAAUGAGAAACGGAUUACUAUUAAUGAUUGCACUUUUCAUUGCUGCAACAGCUCUCACCUCUGGUCAAUAUGGUGCAAAUAGUAAACCCAGCGAUGUGAAAUCAAGCACAGCCCAUUCUAACAGCUCUGCAACAACAGUCCCUGCCCCAAACAUCACAACUGUAAACCCCAAUAUGAAGACUACUCCACACGUAACAACAGGCCCUGCCCCAAACACCACAACUGUAAACCCCAAUAUGACGACUACUCCACACGUAACAACAGGCCCUGCCCCAAACACCACAACUGUAAACCCCAAUAUGACGACUACUCCACACGUAACAACAGGCCCUGCCCCAAACACCACAACUGUAAACCCCAAUAUGACGACUACUCCACACGUAACAACAGGCCCUGCCCCAAACACCACAACUGUAAACCCCAAUACGACGACUACUCCAAAUGUAACAACAGGCCCUGCCCCAAACACCACAACCGUAAACCCCAAUACGACGACUACUCCAAAUGUAACAACAGCCCCUGCCCCAAACACCACAACUGCAGCACCUACCUCUGCACCAGUGCCAACACCCUCAACCAACCUCACUGUAGGGAAUUAUAAUAUUAGUGACAAGAGUGGCAAUCUGUGUUUUCUGGCUCACAUGGCAAUCGAGAUCCGUGUGAACACCAGCCAGGUUAAUGGCAGAUUCAUUGUUCAGCCACACCAAACCAGUGCCAGUGGGAACUGUGGUGAAAAAAUCUUUCUCAAUUUCAAGCAGGGUAAAAUUGCACUGCAGUUUAGAAAUAAUGCAACAUCAAAAAUGGUCUAUGUCGAGACUUUGGAGUAUAACUUGACCUAUGCUUUUAAAUCUGGAGUGGCAAGCAGUUUCCGUGGGAAGAAUGAAUCUCUUUGGCUGUUUGCCGCGGCUGCGGGUCAUUCAUACUCCUGCAAGGCUGAGACAGUGAACAUGGGGAGCGGUGUUUAUCUGGAUCUCUCCAGUUACAGGAUUCAGGCCUACAACUUUAAGAGCAAUAACUUCGGCACCGCUGAUCUGUGCAAGGCUGAUCAAACUGACUACCGUGUUCCCAUCGCUGUGGGCAUCAUCCUCAUCAUUCUCAUUGUCAUUGUAGUCCUAGCUUAUCUUAUCAGCAGGAAACGCAGAACUGAUGGGUACCAGUCUCUAUAAAGGCCAGCAAGCCCUCACUUUUUGGAAGUACCACAAGCAAUUCCAGUUUACAGGAAUGUUUAUGCUGUAAUGUAUAUCUUAAAUUAAUGUUAUUGAUGAACAGGGAUGGCCUAGGAUAUUUCCAAGCAAAGUUUAAGUGAAAUGCAGACAUGCCACAUCCUGACAAAAGCUGCUGUUGCCAUCAAGAUGUAUUUAUCACUAAGAUCAUAAUAUAUCCAGACAAUAAAUGGCUCCCUUAGUACAUACUACAUUUGGCCCACUUUCAAGAACUAAUUGCCUUUUUAAAGAACCUAAUGUAAUCACAUUUUAAACUGACUUUACAAAGGGAUGUUAAUUAUCAGCUGUUGCUUAAGUGUAAGUGUAAGUGCUGUUUUCUGUGUGGUGCACUUCUAAUGCACUUUCUGUACUGAACAAUAUUAAUUUGAUUAAUAUGUGCAUUAGUCUUUCCAAAUAGGCUUUAAAACAUGAAGCAAAAAUGUAUAGGGAUACAUCAAAGGGAAGUAUUGAUUUAUAUAGCUACUUUCUAACUAACAAUAGAAAGUUUUUUAAGCAAGUGCAACCCUGUAUUCAUUGUGCACUAAGAAGAAUACUUUUCUUGCCUUUCUUUUUAAAUAUUUUUUUUCUGUUGUCAAACUGAAGAGCUUUACUGUCCUGUAUUUUAAACAGAAGCUUUCACUUUAGCUGAGCCUUAAAAUACAGAAAUGCUCUGAUUAAAGGGAUUCAUAUGCAAAUGAAUAAAUUUGUUCUAAAAAAACGAAUAAAAUCCCUUUGGAAGCCCA